Molecule: messenger RNA, 300 nt
Organism: Loa loa (African eye worm)
Lineage: Eukaryota; Metazoa; Nematoda; Chromadorea; Rhabditida; Onchocercidae
Exons: 3
Coding region: 1-300 (99 amino acids)
Source: RefSeq, a predicted model, not a curated record
AUGUUAACUGAUUGUUGUCAAAAAUCGCUGACUGUGUUGCGCACCAGCGAAGUACAAAAAUUCUCAUCCAAGGGCUUAGACCCAGGCUUAGGCUUGGUGAAUAUUCGACAAGGUUUUUGCCAUUUCCGAUCAGUAUAUUAUCGAUCUGAUAUAUCGGCUAUUACAAAUAUAAGCUUUAAUUGUGUUUGCUGCCAAAUGCUUGUUAUCGGAUUACCGAAAUUAAAGCAAUGUUCAAAUAAAAUUGCCACAAUAUCCAACAGACAGGGUGACGAAAUCUUGCAAGUAAAAUUGAUGCGAUGA